AUGGUUGAACCACAGUCAACUACUCCCUCGUUGGACGAUGUAGAUACAGUUUUGGUUCACAUGAUUGUUAAUGAUGCACCGAUUCUAUCAGAAGAAAAUCUUGGACAAGAUUUUAACCAAAAUAUAGUGGAAACGGUAUCUGAGACAACAACAACACAGAUCAAUCAAAUAAUCAAUGAAAUUAAUGGAAUCAUUGAUAGUGGAAAACAAGCAAUUAAUGGAACACUCAGUGAAGCAAAAAAAUCAACGUCAUUUUGGACCGGUUGGCCAACAGAGAAAAUUUUGUUGAUUGUUUUAAUGAGUUUAUGUGCUCUUGGCAUUAUUAUCAGUGUGUUAUAUAUUUUAUUAGGUAAACAAUUUAAGAAAAGUCGAGGUGCAGCUCGAGAAUUGGAAACAAGAAGUAAAACACAAACUGGAGCUGCAAUGGGCGGAGCAACCGAUCCUCAAUAUAGACAAUUACCAACAAGAAAUCCCGAUACUAAUAUUGCCUAA
This is a messenger RNA of Didymodactylos carnosus, 492 nucleotides long. NCBI's taxonomy places the organism in Eukaryota, Metazoa, Rotifera, Eurotatoria, Philodinida, Philodinidae. The record is from the annotation of a GenBank genome assembly.